This is a messenger RNA of Colius striatus (speckled mousebird), 613 nucleotides long. It is a transcript of the gene CEP15, whose product is annotated as centrosomal protein 15. Lineage: Eukaryota; Metazoa; Chordata; Aves; Coliiformes; Coliidae. The transcript is spliced from 5 exons. The record is from RefSeq and is a predicted model, not a curated record. The coding region runs from base 120 to 515 and encodes 131 amino acids.
GACAGCGGUGAUUGGGGGGGGGGAUGUUUAAGACGUCGCGGAGACCAUGAUGGGUGGUUGCUUUCCUUUUCGAAGCCAGAGAGGCUAAAGAGUGACAAAACCAGGGCAACCAAUUGAAAAUGUCAUCCUAUUUGUCUCAGGAGGCUCACCUUGCUAGAAGGCAUGAAGAGAUACUGUCUCAGAGAUCAGAGCUGCUACAGCAGAUGGAGACUUAUCUAGGAGACAAAAAGACUAAAAAGACAUGGCAAACUCAAGCAGCUUAUGCAGCUCGUAAAAGGAAUGCAGCACUUUUAAAUGAUAUAGAAGCAGCAGAAAAAAAGCUGCAAGAAAGAGUAUAUUUACUUCCACAUCCUGAUACUGUUAAGUUAGAAACUCUCUAUUGGGCAUCAAUAAAAGAAUCUCUUCCCAAGUGGGAACAGUUUCUUUUAGGAAGAGCAGAAGUUCCUAUUGGUUUUAAGAAAAUGAAAACUACAAAACAGAACAUAAGCUACCCAGAAGAAGAUUCACAAAAAUAAAUGUUCUAGUUUCAUUUUGGUUUAUAAUUUAUGGCUGAAGCAGACAAGGUCAUCCAGAUCAGGCCACUGAAUAUCAUGCCAUUAAAUUGCAAUGUAAU